CUCUCAGUUUUUCUAAUCAAAAAUGAGCCCUUAUGCCGUGACAUUGUGAAUUCGCAAUGCCGUGACCCGGAUUCGAACCGGGGUUGCUGCGGCCACAACGCAGAGUACUAACCACUAUACGAUCACGGCGAGCUACCAGGGCCGUGUUUAAAGGAGGGGACUUUGGGCUACUCAAACGUGCACAUACUGCUACGUAGUGACGUGUACACGCUAGCUAAGCGGUUUCUCUUUUGUUCUUCAAAAAGUCGUUCACGGAUGUUUAGGAACCGGUGUAAUGUGCUUGUGUUUGCUAAUUAGACAGUUUAAUUCAAUCAAUGGAAUUUUGAAAGAUUAGGAUGAACCGUUUCGGAGUCCGCAGUAUGUAUGUAUGAGAUGGGAUGGGAUGUAUAGUCAUUAUGGACACUAACGUUUUGUGGUUACAUUAUAUAGUAUAUCUGAAGAAUACGUGGAUAUAAUAGUAUAUGUAACGUUACAGCAAUAUUUGAAUAGGAUGGCAUUGACUAGAAUACAGUGUAUAUUCAUAUGAAACGGGUACAAGGCCUGCAGCCACUACGGUGCCAGGGAUAAGUAACCGGCUAGUGACAGUGACUAAGUUUAGCUAAACAAGCAUUUUUGUUUUAGCCAGACUAUAGUCAUCUAGGGGGGAAAAAAGAGCCCAUUUGCCGUGACAUUGUGUAUCGCAAUGCCGUGACCCGGAUUCGAACCGGGGUUGCUGCGGCCACAACGCAGAGUACUAACCACUAUACGAUCACGGCGAGCUACCAGGGCUAUGCGCUCGGAAGGAAGAAUUCGAUUUUUAACUGAAGCCUGCAGUGACGUGGACAAGCACAGUCAUUUCAUUUGCUUUGGCUGUGCAUGCAAGUAUUCACAUUGUUAGUUAGUUGUCCAAGCCGUUGUAAUAUUUCACUCAACGUAAUUGAUUUAGGUUUGAAAUAUAUAUAUAAUCUGCUACUAUGCAAACAGUAUAGUUUAUUUUCAUAGAUAACGUUAGCUAGUACUAGCAAAAUAUUUAUUUACAUUUUAUUUGUUUAUUUAAUCUCUAUUUUAUCAUGAAGUCAUACUGAGACCAAUAUCUAUUUUACAGAUGAGCCCUAAAUUACCGAAAUACACACGUUCAAAAUACAAAUGAAAUGCAAGCAGAAAGAAAAACUGAUGAAUAAAGAUAUUCAUCAGUAAUAAGGUCCUCAAUCAGCUUUCUGAAUUGACCUACCAAAACAUCCAAUUGAAGAACCAUUAACAACUCAAUAGAGACCGAAGGAAUUUCCAAUUAGCCAUCCCUGAGACCAGGCUGUAGUCUUACAUGCAGCCUGGGCCAAUUGAAGAAAGCCUCUGAAUUACCAGAGGAUACUCCAGAGCUGUGAUAAUGAAUGGAAAACUCAUCCCUCAUACUCCACUGGCUGUGGACUUCUGGCAGGUUAGGAAGUGUCCGCAUGUCCGCCUGUUCUUCCUGUCCCAUAUGCACAGUGACCAUACCGUGAGCCUGACCUCGACCUGGGCCAACAGACCAAUCUACUGUUCACCGGUUACUGCCACGCUGCUCAAACUCAAACUACAGGUCGGAGAGAGAUGGAUCCAUCCUCUGGAGAUAGGGGAACCCAACACGUUGCCUCUGGAUGAUAUAGGCAAGGAGAGGUUGACCGUCACUCUCAUGGACGCUAACCACUGUCCAGGGGCCGUCAUGUUCCUGUUCCAAGGAUACUUUGGCACCAUACUCUACACUGGAGAUUUUCGCUACACUCCGUCCAUGCUGCGUGAGCCGUGUCUAAGGACCAACACCACUAUAGAUGUCCUGUACCUGGACAACACUAACUGUGACCCCACACGCACCCUGCCCUCCAGACAACGAGCCACUCAGCAGAUCAAAGAGAUCAUCCGUAGCCAGCCCAAGCACAAUGUUGUCAUUGGCCUCUACACUCUGGGUAAGGAGUCUCUAUUGGUACAGUUGGCCAUGGAGUUUAAGACCUGGAUUGAAGUGUCCAUCGAGAGGCUAAAGACUCUCAGAGCCCUGGAGCUACCAGAUGUCUUCACCACUGAGCCAGGGGCGGGUCGGAUCAGGGCCGUGGACCAGUCAGAGAUCCGCUCCACCAACCUCCUCCGUUGGAACAGGGAACACCCCACCCUGGCCAUCCUGCCCACCAGCAGACCCCUGGUCUCCUUCCAUCCUAACAUCCACGUGGUGCCUUACUCUGACCACUCCUCUUACCAGGAACUGGAGGACUUUGUCUCGGCCCUGCAGCCCACCACCCUGGUCCCCAUCGUGGGCAGACUUACCUCUGGCAUCCCCUCCUUCUCUGCCCUGCUGCCUAGGAGAAAACGCCACGAAGUCCUGGUUCCCGAGUCAGUCCGGCGCUACAUGAAGGGCCGGCCCGAGUUGCCGGUUCAAGACCCUGGGCAGUCCAGCUUCCUGGGUUACAGUAACCUGCUGCGGAGGCCUAUCCGACCCCCUCCACCCAGAGGGGUGGUGUUUGAGUCCCCCCCUAAGGCCCCCUCCAGAGACUCCAGACCUGGGUCGGUGGUGGACGAAGCCUGGGAGACAGGGUCCAUGGAGCAUCCUCAUCAGGAGGAAGAGAUGGACACUGAGUUGGAUGCAGAUAAAGAUGGAGAAGAUUCAGACUGUAUACUGAUGGAUCUGAGUAAAGACCACAGCCCUAACAAAGACACAUGGCCCAACCCCAGCCUGACCAGAGACCCCAGCCCCAGCCUGACCAGAGACCCCAGCCUGACCAGAGACCCCAGCCCCAGCCUGACCAGAGACCCCAGCCUGACCAGAGACCCCAGCCUGACCAGAGACCCCAGCCCCAGCCUGACCAGAGACCCCAGCCCCAGCCUGACCAGAGACCCCAGCCUGACCAGAGACAGAGCCCCAUGGAGCCUGAAUCUGGUCCACAGGGUCUCCGAGAACCUGGAUUUGGAGGAGAGUGUCCCUUUCAGUCAAUUCACCCAGAGUAACUUCACACUCAUGGAGGUCCUGAGAAACACUGCCAUUUCACUGAGGCCCAGAGCUGUGAGAGAGGAGACCCAUCCUCAGUAUUUGCCUCGUGACAAUGACAAUAUGGCCGCCUCAAACUGUAACUUAAACGCAGUACCAGUUAACAUAAGCAGUUCCCACAAUGGACAUCCAGACCAGGAGAUAGAACAUCUUCCAUUACCUCUUCUAAGCCUGAGCCCCUGUUCCAGUGACAGUACAUGUGGGAACACUAGUGACCCCACUGAAACGCAUACACAACCUGAACCUACAGAAGACUGUGAGACGUCUCUUCUGCUGUCCCUCCCUUUCUCUGAGGAGGACGUGUCUGUCUCUGGUUGCUAUAGGAACAUGCUUGUUGACCGGAGCUUUUUGGGAAAGUUCAGCCUCUCUCCUUCAGAUUUGGAGUAGGGUGAAGUUGCCCGAGCCUAGACACUGAUCUCGGGUCAGUUUUUCAAUUUCCCCCCACUAAUGGCUAAGGGUAUGAUUGGGAGAGGUGAAGCUGAUCCUAGAUCUGUACCUAGGGGGAGCCUUCCAGUGAGGGAAUAGAAGUCUUCAGUUCCACUCUGCUGUGGAGAGGGACCUUAGCUGCUGACGCCAGACAGAGGACAAUGUGAAUACUAACAUGUCAACCUUCUUUCCUCCACAUUCCUUAAGAAAACUUGUACUGUUGUUUUUUUUUUUUUUUUUGCUAUGUCAGAUGGAGAUUUUCCAUGUAAAUUUGUUUUUGGGUUCAGGACUGCGCUUAAUCUGUGUCUGGGGAAACUGGCCCGUUAUAUUUGACUUUUAAGUGAAGUGCAUAUUUCACUGUGUCAUUUAAUUUCUGACAUGAUUGGUGUUUAUACAGGUGCAGUAUUUACUCAGCUCUCACCUACUCUGUUAUGGCUAGGUUGUAUGUUGCAUGGAUUCAUGUCAUUUCCCGUAAUGUGCCACAGUGUCUGAACCAUGUUUUAAAUGUGACUCAUUGGUGAAAGGCUACAUCCUGUAGUCCAUGUGUUCUAUGCCUUUUAACGCUUUUCACAGUUCACUAUUGAUUAUAUAUAUAUAUAUAUCAUAUAUACACUGAGUAUACCCAAACAUUAGGAACACUUUCCCCCCGACUGGUGUCAAGCUCCCUGCCAUCCAGGACCUAUAUGUCAGACAGAGGAAGGCCUGAAAAACUGCCAAAGAUUCCAGCCACCAAAGGCCAUAGACUGUUCAUUCUGGUACCGUCCGGCAAACGGUCCUGGUGCAUCGGCUCCCAUACCAACAGGCGCUGAGACAGCUUCUACCCCCAAGCCAUUAGACUGUUAAAUAGUUAAUUAAAUGGUUACCUGGACUAUCUGCACUGACCUUAUCUUGUACUGACUCAAUGCACACUCACAAGACUAUAUAUACUGAGUGUACAAAACAUUAGGAACACCUUCCUAAUAUUGAGUUGCACCCCCUUUAUGCCCUCAGAACAGCCUCAAUUCAUCGGGGCAUGGACUCUACAAGGUGUCGAAAGCGUUCCACAGGGAUGCUGGCCCAUGUUGACUCCAAUGCUUCCCACAGUUGUGUCAAGUUGGCUGGAUGUCCUUUGGGUGGUGGACCAUUCUUGAUACACACGGAAACUGUUGAGCAUGAAAAUCCCAGAAGCAUUGUAGUUCUCGACACAAACAGAUGUGCCUGGUACCUACUACCAUACCCAGUUCAAAGACACUUAAAUGUUUUGUCUUGCCCAUUCACCCUCUGACAGGCAUGCAUACACAAUCCAUGUCUCAAUUGUCUCGAGGCUUAAAAAUCCUUCUUUAACACGUCUUCUCCCCUUCAUCUACACUGAAGUGGAUUUAACAAGUGACAUCAAUAAGGGAUCAUAGCUUUCACCUGGUCAGUCUGUCAUGGAAAGAGCAGGUGUUCCUAAUGUUUUGUACACUCAGUUUACUGUUGAUUAAAAUGUUACCUAUCUCACAGUCACUGUUCAUUUAAAAAAGUAUUGCUACCAUGGAAUUGAAAUAUAUGGAGAAAUAUAUGUAAAAUAAAGUUUAAAAUGUU
Molecule: messenger RNA, 4978 nt
Organism: Salvelinus fontinalis (brook trout)
Lineage: Eukaryota; Metazoa; Chordata; Actinopteri; Salmoniformes; Salmonidae
Gene: dclre1b
Product: DNA cross-link repair 1B
Exons: 6
Coding region: 1364-3376 (670 amino acids)
Biological process (GO): protection from non-homologous end joining at telomere; double-strand break repair via nonhomologous end joining; interstrand cross-link repair
Molecular function (GO): 5'-3' DNA exonuclease activity; damaged DNA binding
Source: RefSeq, a predicted model, not a curated record